Molecule: messenger RNA, 2581 nt
Organism: Cuscuta campestris
Lineage: Eukaryota; Viridiplantae; Streptophyta; Magnoliopsida; Solanales; Convolvulaceae
Source: the annotation of a GenBank genome assembly
GGAAUUCUCAAUCUCUCCCUAAACCCUAAACCCAAGUUGAAGUUGGAGUCUUUCCUCGCCCUUCAACAGGUUACUAUGAAUCUCUCUUUAGCUCGGCGCUUGGCCCUUGAUGUUAGGGUUAAUUGACUCGUACGAUCCAAGAAUGGAGUCUUAGUUAUUAGUAAUGGGAAACUUAAGGUAGAGAAAUUUGUUCGCACUAUGCAUUCACUUCCCAGAUAUGCUUAGAAGUCUGGGCAAGCUUCGUCUUACCUACCGUGCCCGCAUUUCUAAUUAUGUGAAAACUGGGCUUGUAGACGAAGCAAUCCAGAUGUUCAAUGAAAUGACUGAAUCAGACUGCAGGGUUUUUAGCAUUGAUUACAACAGGUUCAUUGGUGUCUUGAUUAAGAAUUUGUGGUUUGACUUGGCCGAACAGUAUUACAACGAGAUGAAGACCAACGGGUUCUCUUUGAAUCCCCUUACGUAUUCAAGAUUUGUUGUCGGGUUGUGUAAAGUUAAGAAUUUUGAGCUUAUUCAUCGACUUUUAGAUGAUAUGGAUAGGCUUGAAGUAGUCCCUGAUAUUUGGGCUUGUAAUAUGUAUCUAAAUCUUUUGUGUAGUGAAAACUUUGUGGAUCUAGCAUUGGAGAUGUUGAGAGUCAUGGGGGAGAAAGGGAGAUGUCCCAAUGUGGUCAGCUAUACUGUUGUUAUUAAUGGGUUGUGCAGGGUUAGAAGGUUUGAUAGUGCAGUUGAAAUAUGGAAUAUGAUGAUCAGGAAUGGUCAUAUACCUGACUACAAGGCUUGUAGAGCUGUUGUAUGGGGUCUGUGUGAGUGUGGGAAGGUUGAUAUGGCUUAUGAACUCACAUUAGGCGUUAUGAGAAGUCAGGUUAAGUUUGACAUAAAGUUAUACAAUAAACUCAUUGAUGGGUUCUGCCGAAUAGGAAGGAUCGAUAAAGCCCAAGCAAUUAAGUCGUUUAUGAGAAAGAAUGGAUGUGAUCCGGAUUUGGCUACUUACAACAUUUUCUUGAAUUAUAGUUGUAACGAGCUUAUGUUGGGGGAAGCAGAGAGAUUGAUAGAGAAGAUGGAGAGUGGUGGUAUGGUACCUGAUAACUACAGCUAUAACCAGCUUCUUAAAGGUCUAUGUAGGGCCAGGAAAAUGGACAAGGCAUGCACAUUGAUGAUCACUAAGAUGGAUCCGAAAGGAUUGGUUGACGUUGUUUCUUAUAACACCAUAAUUAGAGCUCUCUGCCAAAUGGGCCACUCCAAGAGGGCGUACAAGCUAUUAGAGGAGAUGGUUCAAAGGGGAAUAAGUCCCGAUGUUGUAACUUUUACAAUUUUAAUAAAAUGCUUCUUAGAAGAAGGAAAUUCUGAUGUAGCCGAGAUGCUUCUUGACCAGAUGACACAAAUGAAUCUCUUUCCAGAUCGUGUGUUAUAUACCACUAUUAUUCACCAUCUUUGCAAGACUGGAAGAAUAGGGAGAGCACAUAGCACUUUCAAUGACAUGUUGGAGCAGGGUGUGGGCCCCGAUGUUGCUUCCUACAAUGCACUGGUUAACGGGCUUUGCAAAGCUUCAAGAGUCAGUGAAGCUAUGAACCUUUAUGAAGACAUGCAAAAGAGAGGUUUAUGCCCGGAUGGAGUGACAUUCAAGGUAAUUAUUCAAGGACUAAUUCAGGAAAAGAAACUUCCAUGGGCUUGUGCUAUAUGGGAUCAGAUGAUGGAGAAGGGAUUUACUCUUGACAGUGAUUUGUCUGAAAAGCUAGUUAAUGCCAUGAACGUGAAUGGUGUUUCUUCUGAUGAUGUAAGGUGACCAAAAGGAUAAAUAUGUUGAGGUCUACCUAAUGGUUAGCCACAAUGAUGGUCAGGCUGCUGAACUCACUUUUUUAUGUGAUGCAGUAGAUACAAUGCAUACUUAAUUUCUUGAAGGGAUCCUUAUACGUAGCUGCUGCUCUAUCUUGUUGUGCACGGAGUAUGCCAUCUGGCAAACCCCUGCUUGAGCUAGCCAGCAGAGGAAAAUGAGGAGGAAACCAGGUUGGGAUGAAUUUUAGCUGGCGGGUUUAACCCAGAAAGCCAAUAGGCAGUCCCUUGUGGGAUUUCAACCACGGGAUCUUUUUGUCACUGUGUUCACUGUCUAACUGACUUUGGGGGAUAUGACCGACGGCAUGCAAUUCUGUUACAGCAUGUUUGGGAAUCGGAAUUUGGAUUUCAAAUUCGGAUUUGACUCUUCCAUGUUUGGGAAAUCUUAAAAGUUUGGAUUUGGAUUUGAGUAUGGUCUAGGCCAAAACUGAUUGAGCUGCUGCUUGCAAACUAUGCUUGGGAAGCACAGUAUCUUACUCUUGGGAGAUUGGUUGUGACGAAGACGGAGAUCUAAUUCUACCGUGUUUUCCUUGAAGGUAAGAAACCAGCUGAGCACUUUGCAUGUUAGAAGUGAUGAGGAACUGAACCCCUGUUAGCAUUUUGGAUUGUUUUUUAAUGGUGUUGAUUAGCUUUAAAAACGCGAAACCAAAACGCUGGCAAAACGUUAAAGCUAAUAGUUAAAUUUGUUCCCAAACGGGCACUAAACAUCUAUGGUUGUUCUUCAUAAUAAUUCUAUUAAAGCGGUAUCAUUGGU